AUGCCUUCUUUGACAUAUGUGGCCUUUGGCAUGAAUCAUUUAAAGGGUAAUAUGCCUGAAGAAAUGUGUCAUCAUCUCCCUUUACUUGAGGCCUUUGAUGUUUAUGGUCAUCAAUUAGAGGGAGGUUUUCUACCCAAAGGGAUAGGCAGUCUUGAUAAACUUGAUAGAUUAGACUUAUCUUCUAAUCAUUUCAAAGGACCUAUUCCUUUCAACAUAUUCAACAUUUCAACACUGACACUGUUAAACCUUGGGAGCAACUUCCUCUCUGGCCUUCUCCCAUCAUAUUUAGGAAUUGGCCUCCCUAACUUGAAGAAUUUAGUGCUGGAAGGAAAUGAACUAACUGGACAAAUUCCAAACAGCAUAUCAAAUGCUUCUCAGCUUAUUAGGUUGCGUUUACCAUUGAAUACAUUUACCAAAGCUAUACCCAAUGUAAUUGGAAAUUUAACAAACUUGCUUGACUUAGCUUUGGAUGGGAAUGAAUUGACUGGGUUGAUUCCGUAUACAUUUGGCAAAUUACAUAGCCUUCAAGGCUUAAGUCUUAGCAACAACAAAUUACAAGGGUCCAUUGUAAAUGACCUUUGCCAACUCAAAAGGCUAAGCAUUAUCUUUCUAAAGCAAAAUAGAGAUGAUGCUAACUAUACAACCAAAAGGGAUUUAACAAAUUUGGAUGGACCAACUAGGAUAUCCCAUUGUGAGAUUCUACAGGGUACAAAUGGAUUUGAUGAGAGCAAUCUUCUUGGCUCUGGAAGUUUUGGAUCAGUGUACAAAGCAAUUCUUCCAAAUGAAAAGGUAGUUGCUAUCAAAGUAUUUAACACAGACAUGGAAAAAGCAUUGAGAAGUUUUGAUAUUGAAUGUGAUGCCAUGUGCAAUUUACGCCAUCGCAAUCUCAUUAAGAUUAUUAGUUGUUGCUCAAAUAAUGAUUUCAAGUGUCUAAUAAUGGAAUUCAUGUCAAAUGGAAGUCUUGAUAGAUGGUUGUACUCUCAUAACUACUGUUUGGAUAUCCUACAAAGGUUGAAUAUAAUGGUUGAUGUAGCAAUUGCAUUAGAGUAUCUUCAUCACGGUACUUCUACUCCAAUUGUUUAUUGUGACAUAAAACCAAGCAAUGUUUUGUUUAAUGAAGAUAUGGUGGCUCAUCUUAGUGAUUUUGGUAUAGCUAAACUAUUAGGUGAAAGACAGUUGGAAACUUACACAACAACAUUGGCUACAGUUGGUUACAUGGCACCAGGUAAUAGUCACUACAAAAAAACAGACAAUAAAAUGUUUUGCGAGGGAAAUUAG
Molecule: messenger RNA, 1278 nt
Organism: Neltuma alba
Lineage: Eukaryota; Viridiplantae; Streptophyta; Magnoliopsida; Fabales; Fabaceae
Product: probable LRR receptor-like serine/threonine-protein kinase At3g47570
Exons: 3
Coding region: 1-1278 (425 amino acids)
Biological process (GO): protein phosphorylation
Molecular function (GO): protein kinase activity; protein binding; ATP binding
Source: RefSeq, a predicted model, not a curated record